This is a messenger RNA of Ornithodoros turicata, 1098 nucleotides long. RefSeq lists its product as uncharacterized. NCBI's taxonomy places the organism in Eukaryota, Metazoa, Arthropoda, Arachnida, Ixodida, Argasidae. The coding region runs from base 140 to 1051 and encodes 303 amino acids. The record is from RefSeq and is a predicted model, not a curated record. The transcript is spliced from 7 exons.
CGUGUUUUUGUUUCGGUAUGAGCCACGGCCGGUCACGUAUAGGCACGGUGUGGUUUGUCUUCUGUUCUCCCCUGCUGAAGUUGAGAACGUCUCUUCUUGCUGUGCCCUGAUGACUCUGUAUCACUAUGCACAAUGAAACAUGCCGGAUGGAGGUUCAUUAUCGUCGUUGUUCGAGUUUAUGGCCCUGAACGGCUUCCCACAAGUUCCUCAGAGCGUGAACGUUCAAGCAUCUGUCGGCCCAUGCGAUAUAUCGUUGAGCAAUGUUGUGAACCAGAGUGUGUCAUUUCUUCUCACUAGCCGGGGUUUUUCACCAAAAGAUUUCAAGUUUUCGUCCAACUGCGUAGCCAUCUUGGUACUGGGGUGGGCAAUCGCGAGGUACAAUCUCACCGAACUGCUGCUGGAAUGUGCUCUUUCAAAUGUAGAGCAACACAAAAGAGCCUCUUUGGCUGGGCCAGAAUCUGAAUGUAUGCCCCUUGGUGACGUGAAAGCUGUUUGCGACAAACUUUCAUGGAUUGUUGGUAGGCUUCGACUGAUGUUGAAGAGCCUAGCAGUGGAAGAGCUUCAUCAAGCUCAUCUGCUGCAUCAGGUACACCAGCGAACACAAGGACUCUGCAUAUCUGCUGAUGCGGACCACUUGACAAUGUCACAGAUAGACAACCUUACGUGUGUGGAAGAUGUUGAAAAAUUUCUUUGCAGAAUUCAACAUGGUCAUCUGGUGAUAUCGAGCUACUUAAAAUGGAAGGAGGGGGAAUCAACAUUUUGGACCUGGAUGGAGUCUCUCUGCACAAAAGCGGAACUUCCAGACGAGUUCACAGAAUUUUUGUCCCUUGUACAGCACCUGCUUUCGGGUCCCGAUCUCCAUGUGCGAUUGCCACGAGCAUCACAUUCGCCAGGUUCGGAUACUACAAUACAGAAAGUCACCGGUAGUUUGAAGAAACAGCUUGGUUCCAUAGACGCAGAAUUGGAGAGGCUACGACACGAAUCAAGGGAGGCACUGACACAACUUGGCUUUUCGUGUGAGGUGGCAACUUUUAUGCCAUCAAUUUUUUAACACUUUUGACAAAUAAACUAGCUGGCAUUAAAAGUUUGCUUAUUUUA